CAGGCAACAGUAGUAGUCCCAUACACCGACGGGCAGGAGCGAGGAUGAAGUCAGGAGCUAUUGCACCUCUUGCGUUCUUCUGCGCUGUGCUGCUGGUACCGAAAGUCACUGCCUACAUCCUGACAUCAACAUCAACAUCGAUAUCAGCGUUGGUUGCGCCGCCUCAUCGAUGUAGCACGCGAUGUCGGGCCCGGUCUUCGUCCACGAUCGGGGGCAGUACUGCUUCGGACUCUGUCGGAGGUGCCGGUAUCGAGCCUGCCGACGCAGCGAAACCUCCACUGAAGGUAAUCCGAGGUCGCGCAGGGCCUACAGCCGCGACGCCCACGUACGACGACACUCGACCGUUAGAUCGGAUACUGCUGGGCCUGUUUCGGUCAAAGCUGGCGGAAGAGGUCGGGGAGGAUGGCGAUGCCUUCGAGCCUGGCUACGACGGUCUGAUGGACAUGAUCAAGGUGUUGAACGAGAAGUUCCCUUCCAAGCGGAAGACGCAGGAGGCGUCCAGGCGAGUAUUGAAGUCCCUCUUCCCUGCUUGGCUGCCGGCGAGCUUCGCGGUGAUGUUCUCGAAACCGUUCCCGGCUUUCUCUUCGCGCUUGAACGCCUGGGUGACCCUCGUCGCGUCUCAGUGGCUCAUGGGGCCGUCGAAGCUCAACGAUGUCGAGGUGCCGACGGAGGAGUUCUUCGCCAAGGACAUGGGAUUGGCACUGGAGAUGACGCCGAAUUACGAGGAUUUCAGUUGCCAGGCCAAGAGGUUCCGUAUCACAAGAGACCGAGCAGCUGCAUUGGAAGGAGAAGGUCGGGCGUACAUCGUUGGUGCCGUGGUGGGGCAGAGGUCAAACGCGGUUGUGGUUGCGGAGAAGCAGACACGGCUCCGCAGCUUGGGCAGUGCAAUGGCGGAUCCUUGCUUGAGUUACUUGGUCUUGCUUAAGAGUUACUUGGUGCGUAGUUUACGCAUGUGGGGAGACAGAAUCAUGCGAGCUCCCAUAGCGGUCCUGGCGGUGAUUCUGGCUGCUCGGCCUUGUAUUGCUGCCGUCUACGACCGUGCCAUCACAGUUUUCUCCCCUGAUGGCAAACUGAUGCAGGUGUCCUACGCGGAAGAAGCGGUGAAGCGAGGAAGCCUUGCGGUUGCCGCAUGCAACGGCCGCGACGCCAUCGCAAUGUGCCUCGAGCGCCCCGAAGCCGACGGCGAUGUCACAGACCCGGAUGCAACACCGUCACGACCAUCCGAGACAACGGUUGCAACCUCAGUCAUCACCGACGCCGGCGCCGGCGCCGCCGGAGACACGGCAGGAGCGGGCGAUGCACAUGUCUACAGCAGGCGGCGGAGUAGACGUAAACGUCGCGAGGGAGGCGUGCGUGAUCCAGGGGUCGGAGUGGGUAUCGUGGACAGCGCUAACAACCAGGAUCGAAAGCUGUGUGAGAUCGAUGAAGGAGUCUACCUCGCGUUCGCGGGCAUUUCGGCGGACGGUCGCGUCUUGGCGUCCAAGAUAAGGCUGGAGUGUCAGAGUUUCCGGUACAGCAUGGGAGCCGCUCCGAGCGUCGGGUACAUCGCCAGAUAUGUCGGAGGACUGCAGCACCGCUACACCCGCACCGGCGGCGCGCGUCCCUACGGCGUCGCUUGCCUUGUCGCCGGAUUCGACGAGGACACGCUGCUCCCCAGCGUCUUCCGGUCGGAGCCGUCGGGGGCAUACGCGGAGUGGGCCGCUUCCGCGGUAGGGAAGGCUUCGGACAAGGCCUUGGACAAGCUUGAAUCGGUCCCGGACCUCGGCGCUCUGGAUUGGCGAGGCACCGCGGAGGCCGCCGUAAGGGCAGCCCUCGCAGGGGGAGCCAAAGAGUGCGACGUCUUGGUGUUGCGCCGCGUGGCUGAUGAUGACGACGUACACGCUGCUGCUGAAGCAGUGGCAACAGAGCCACCAGAAUCAGAGUCUACGGCAGCGGGGGGUGGGGAGGUUAGAUGGUUGAAAGCGGGGUGGAGCGAUAGGGGAGGGGGGGCGUGGUCGAAGAGGUUCUUUGGAUCUAUCGGGGGUGACGGGGCGGUAUUGCUGGAGGAGGGGGGGUCGAGAUGGGAGCGGGUGAGAAGAUGACAGACGUGGAGGCUAUGUUCGUGGAUCGUGACGACCCCAAGACGGUGCCGAUGGUUGGUUUCGAAUAGCCUUCCAUGUGAAGUAAUCACUCAGGGGGCUCAGCGGAUGAGCAACAGGCUAGAGGUGCGGGGGCUGGUAUUUCAUGGCCUUGAAGUAGAGCGACGCCGAGAUGUAAUGUUUUGAGAAUUUGUUCGAUGCUCAUGUCAUACUAAAGCCGGUCGCUUCUCAGUACCUUCGAAUGUUUGUACCGGUCCAACUGACGCGAAGACCUUGGGGAAAAUUAUUUGCCCGUGUGAGGUGUGUGUUGCAUGAAAUCGGAACGAUUGUUGUUGCGAAAAAAGUGUUUCGCUCGCUAAGCUGACCCGAGAACAGGAGAUGGCGAUAUGUUCUGGCUUGGCCCACCUGGCCCUGACGUAGCCGUACUUUCGACGGAGUUGGAAGGAGAGGUUUAGGGAGGGAGACACAUCUCUUAGACAC
Molecule: messenger RNA, 2558 nt
Organism: Ectocarpus sp. CCAP 1310/34
Lineage: Eukaryota; Phaeophyceae; Ectocarpales; Ectocarpaceae
Source: the annotation of a GenBank genome assembly